UGACCGGUCACGGGGCGCCGGUUUCCCGUUUUCCCGAUUUUCCCGGUGGCGGCUCCGCGGGACGGAGCGGUCGGUGCCGUCGGGGCGGGGGGAGGCAGCGCGGGGCACGGGGAGCGGCACCGGGUCCGGGUCCGGGACCACCCGCGCGUCCCGGGGGGGCGGAGCGGCCCCGCGCCCCUGCGGUUCCCCCCCCGCUCCGCCGUCCCGGUACCGGCGCCGGGAAGGGCGGGGGGCCGGGCCCGCCCAGAGCCGGUGCCGCUCCUGCAGCGGCGCCCCGGGUGUGGGCGGGACGGGCGUCCCGGGCGUCCCGGGCGCCCUUAAAGGCGAGGCCGGCGGCGGGCCCGGUGCUGCGGAGCCGGCUCCGAGCGCAGCGGGAGCGGCGGGGCCAUGCGGGCUGCCGGUGCCCUGUGCUGGCGCCUGGUGAUGGUGCUGCUGGCCGCGCACCGGGCCGCAGGCGCCCGGCCCUGCAGCCCCAAGUACUUUGGCCGCGAUGCCAUGGUCUGUGUCUGCAACACCACGUACUGCGACACGCUGGACCCCCUGGUCCUGCCACCCCCCGGCUCCUACGUCAAGUACGAGAGCAGCAAGGCCGGCAAGAGGCUGGAGCAGAGCAAGGGGAGGUUUCGGCGCAGACUCUGCGCCCCAGACGUUGUCCUUACCCUGGACACGACGCAGCGGUUCCAGAAGGUGAAGGGUUUUGGUGGCUCCGUCACCGACGCGGCCGCCAUCAACAUCCUAUCCCUGCCGGAAAAGGCGCAGGAUCACCUGCUGCGCUCGUACUUCUCUGAGGAAGGGCUGGAGUACAACCUCGUCCGGCUCCCCAUGGCCAGCUGCGACUUCUCCCUCCACGCCUACACCUACGACGACGUUCCCUAUGACUAUGAGCUGAAGCACUUCAGCCUGCGGGAUGAGGACACCAAGCUGAAGAUCCCUGUCCUGCACCGAGCCAUGGCCAUGAGCAAGCGGCCGCUGUCACUCUACGCCAGCCCCUGGACCUCCCCCACCUGGAUGAAGACCAGCGAGUCCUACAUAGGGAAGGGGACGCUGAAGGGGCAGGCGGGGGACAAGUACCACAAGACCUGGGCCAACUACUUCAUACGGUUCCUGGAUGAAUACGCCAAGCACAACCUGACCUUCUGGGCGGUGACAGCAGAGAACGAGCCCACGGCCGGGCUGAUCAACAACUACCCCUUCCAGUGCCUGGGCUUCACGGCCGAGCAGCAGCGGGACUUCAUCGCCCGCGACCUGGGCCCGGCGCUGGCCAACAGCUCCCACCGCCACGUCCAGCUCAUCAUCCUGGACGACAACCGGCUCCACCUCCCGCACUGGGCCAGAGUGGUGCUGGAGGAUGAAGAGGCAGCUCGUUAUGUCCAUGGCAUCGGCAUCCACUGGUACCUGGACUUCAUCGGUCCCAUACAGGACACAGUGUUGCCCACUCACGAGCUCUUCCCUGACUACUUCAUCCUGGCCACGGAGGCGUCCAUCGGAGCCCAUUUCUGGGAGCGGGAUGUGAUCCUGGGCUGCUGGGACCGGGGCAACCAGUACAGCCACAGCAUCCUGACGAACCUGAACCACUUUGUGACUGGCUGGACCGACUGGAACCUGGCUCUGGACCUGGAGGGGGGCCCCAACUGGGUCAAGAACUAUGUGGACAGCCCCAUCAUCGUGGACAGCAGCGAAGGCAUCUUCUACAAACAGCCCAUGUUCUACCACAUGGGGCACUUCAGUAAGUUCAUUCCUGAGGGCUCCCAGCGCGUGGGGCUCGUUGCCUCCAAAGAGUCCAAGAAGACAGCGCUGGAGCACACGGCUUUCCUGCGCCCCGACGGCGCCGUGGUGGUGGUGGUGCUGAACCGCUCCCCCCAGGACAUCUCCUUCGGGCUGGCCGACACCGUCGGCCUCAUCUCCGCCGUGGCUCCGGCCAACUCCAUCCAGACCUACGUGUGGCAGCGGCAGUGACGGGGAAGGGGCGCCCGUGGACGUGCCGGACGCGGCCGGGCUGGACGUGCGGCCCCAGCUGCCCGCGGGCUCGGGCCGGGGCGCGCGGGGGGAGCGAUUCCUCGGAGCCGAGCGCCCGGAGCGAGCCGGGCCGGGGACGCCGUGCGUGUGGCAGGAGGGCCGGGGGCACCGGUGCCCCUCAGGGUGGAGACCCCACAGGCCGUGAGCGCUGUGUUCUGCUGUUCUGGCAUUAAACGGUGAAGCUGC
Pipra filicauda (Wire-tailed manakin) is the source of this 2202-nucleotide messenger RNA. RefSeq names its product lysosomal acid glucosylceramidase-like. Gene Ontology annotation, biological process: glucosylceramide catabolic process. The transcript is spliced from 10 exons. Gene Ontology annotation, molecular function: glucosylceramidase activity. The coding region runs from base 388 to 1956 and encodes 522 amino acids. The record is from RefSeq and is a predicted model, not a curated record. Lineage: Eukaryota; Metazoa; Chordata; Aves; Passeriformes; Pipridae.